AGCUCUACAAUGGUAGAUGGAGUUAUGAUUCUUCCUGUGCUGAUCAUGAUGGCGCUUCCCUCCCUGAGUUGGCAAGAUGAUGAACUGAAGCCAAAUACAGUCCAAUACGAAUGUGUGUGUGAAGGCAUGUCCUGUGGGAAUGGAGAUCGUUGCCAAGGCCAGCAAUGUUUUGCUUCCCUGAGCAUUAAUGAUGGUGCUAAGGUUUACCAGAAAGGCUGCUUCCAAGUCUACGAACAAGGGAAAAUGACGUGCAAAACACCUCCGUCUCCUGACCAAGCUGUUGAGUGCUGCCAAGGACACCUGUGCAACAUGAAUAUCACUGCACAGUUGCCUUCUUCUAAAGGGCAAACCUUUCAAGGAGAAGCUGCAGGUUACAGCAUGGAAACACUAAUCAUUGUUAUACUGGCUCCUGUGAUAGUGUUGAUAGUUUUUUCUGCAGUAGCUGUGCUGAUCAUCCGGAGAAUACAGAAAAACCAUAUGGAGAGGCUCAAUUCUAGAGAUGCAGAAUAUGGUACAAUUGAGGGACUCAUUGCAUCAAAUGUUGGAGACAGCACGUUGGCAGAUUUAUUGGAUCAUUCCUGCACAUCUGGAAGUGGUUCUGGACUUCCUUUCUUGGUGCAAAGAACGGUGGCUCGCCAGAUCACACUUGUAGAGUGUGUAGGAAAGGGCCGUUAUGGAGAAGUUUGGAGGGGUCAGUGGCAAGGAGAAAAUGUUGCUGUGAAGAUCUUCUCUUCUAGGGAUGAAAAAUCCUGGUUCAGGGAAACUGAAUUGUACAACACUGUAUUGCUGCGGCAUGAAAAUAUUUUAGGUUUUAUUGCAUCUGAUAUGACUUCCAGAAACUCUAGUACCCAGUUGUGGUUAAUUACCCACUACCAUGAAAUGGGGUCUCUGUAUGACUAUCUACAGCUCACUACCUUGGACACUGUCAGCUGCCUACGCAUAGUACUGUCUAUAGCUAGUGGUCUUGCACAUUUGCACAUAGAGAUAUUUGGAACCCAGGGGAAGCCUGCCAUUUCUCAUCGGGACUUGAAGAGCAAAAAUAUCCUCGUUAAGAAAAAUGGACAGUGCUGCAUAGCGGAUUUAGGCCUUGCAGUAAUGCACUCCCAAAGCACGAAUCAGUUGGAUGUGGGGAACAAUCCCCGUGUGGGUACCAAACGCUACAUGGCUCCAGAAGUCUUGGAUGAAACUAUACAGGCAGACUGCUUUGACUCUUAUAAAAGGGUCGAUAUCUGGGCUUUUGGGCUGGUCCUUUGGGAAGUAGCUAGACGCAUGGUUAGCAACGGUAUUGUGGAAGACUAUAAACCACCAUUUUAUGACUUGGUUCCAAAUGAUCCCAGUUUUGAAGACAUGAGAAAAGUGGUCUGUGUAGAUCAGCAAAGGCCGAACAUUCCCAACAGAUGGUUCUCAGACCCUACAUUAACAUCUCUUGCCAAGUUGAUGAAAGAAUGCUGGUAUCAAAAUCCAUCAGCAAGACUAACAGCCCUGCGAAUCAAAAAGACUUUGACCAAAAUUGAUAAUUCCUUAGACAAACUGAAAGCUGACUGUUGACCUUCUUGCGGUGCUCUCCUGACAGGAAGGCGUUUGUCUGGUUCAGAAUUAGUCUGGCCAGACAGUUUAUACGAUUGGUCCCCAUGUGGCUACUUAUAGAGGCAGAAGUUCUUACUAAGCCAUCUGUUUGGGAGACAUCGGAACCAUAUGGACUUUGCUCAGUGACUACAAUGGGCAUUUCACAAAUGGUCAAGCUAUAAGGACUCAUGCUGGAUGUACUGUUGCAAAGGUAGUGGCCUGAAGGAAGACAGAGAAAUCCUAAGACAAGAUCAGGGCAUUAAAUAAUGGCUUUGAACAGCUUUUUUCUAUUUCUUUUUUUUUUUUUUUUUUUUUUUUUUUAAUUCUCCUAAUCACUCCCAGGGUGAACACGUGGAAGUGGUAAAUUUUAAUCAGCAAUAUUGCCUGUGCUUCUCUUCUUUAUUGCACUAGGAAUUCUUUGCAUUCCUUACUUGCACUGUCACUGUUAAUUUUAACGACAUGACUUGCCAAAAAUAUGAUUGGCUGUAUACUACAUUGAUCUAUGCCUGAAUAAUAGGAAAUGAAUUUGGUAAACUGAAAUUGUAACUGUCAGAUUUUAGCUGCAUUUUACAUGUGUACUGAUGUUUACAAUAAUGCUGAACAUUAGGAAUUUCUCGUUUAUACAAAACUUGCAAAUUAUUUAUUACUAGUGCACUUGCCAGUUUUUUAAACUGUAAAAUAAGUGCAUAAAGUUAAAGCUUAUUUUUAUGUGGCCUCUUUCAUGAUUUCUUACACAGAUGUUUUUGUAGCACAAUAUAACCUGAAACAUAAAUUGUUUUCUGUAUUAUCAUAUUACAACUCGAUAGUCACAUUUUAAGUGCUUCACAUUUGUAGGUGUGUGGUCUGUAACAUAUUUUCAGUUCAAAUACGGAACAUAUAUAUAGCCAUUACCCA
Aptenodytes forsteri (emperor penguin) is the source of this 2460-nucleotide messenger RNA. It is a transcript of the gene ACVR1, whose product is annotated as activin A receptor type 1. Gene Ontology annotation, cellular component: BMP receptor complex; plasma membrane. The record is from RefSeq and is a predicted model, not a curated record. The coding region runs from base 10 to 1548 and encodes 512 amino acids. Gene Ontology annotation, biological process: cellular response to growth factor stimulus; heart development; dorsal/ventral pattern formation. Gene Ontology annotation, molecular function: ATP binding; transforming growth factor beta receptor activity, type I; SMAD binding. The transcript is spliced from 9 exons. NCBI's taxonomy places the organism in Eukaryota, Metazoa, Chordata, Aves, Sphenisciformes, Spheniscidae.